Messenger RNA from Neomonachus schauinslandi (Hawaiian monk seal), 2792 nucleotides. It is a transcript of the gene SNAP91, whose product is annotated as synaptosome associated protein 91. The coding region runs from base 93 to 2792 and encodes 899 amino acids. Gene Ontology annotation, molecular function: clathrin heavy chain binding; 1-phosphatidylinositol binding; phosphatidylinositol-4,5-bisphosphate binding. The record is from RefSeq and is a predicted model, not a curated record. The transcript is spliced from 29 exons. Gene Ontology annotation, cellular component: clathrin-coated pit; clathrin-coated vesicle; extrinsic component of presynaptic endocytic zone membrane. NCBI's taxonomy places the organism in Eukaryota, Metazoa, Chordata, Mammalia, Carnivora, Phocidae. Gene Ontology annotation, biological process: clathrin coat assembly; clathrin-dependent endocytosis; synaptic vesicle budding from presynaptic endocytic zone membrane.
CCCGCCUCCUUCUUCUCGUCUCGCGCUGGCCGGGGAUGCUCGCGCGCGGCGCCCCCUUGCCUAAGAGGAGGUGAUAGACGCGGCCGGAGAAGAUGUCGGGCCAAACGCUCACGGAUCGGAUCGCCGCCGCUCAGUACAGCGUGACAGGCUCCGCUGUUGCGAGAGCGGUCUGCAAAGCCACCACUCAUGAAGUGAUGGGCCCCAAGAAAAAGCACCUGGACUAUUUGAUUCAGGCUACCAAUGAGACCAAUGUUAAUAUUCCUCAGAUGGCCGACACACUCUUUGAGAGGGCAACAAACAGUAGCUGGGUGGUUGUAUUUAAAGCUUUAGUCACAACACAUCAUCUCAUGGUGCAUGGAAAUGAGAGAUUUAUCCAGUACUUGGCCUCUAGAAAUACACUGUUCAAUCUCAGCAAUUUUUUGGACAAAAGUGGAUCCCAUGGUUAUGAUAUGUCUACCUUCAUAAGGCGCUAUAGUAGAUAUUUGAAUGAAAAGGCUUUCUCUUACAGACAGAUGGCAUUUGAUUUUGCCAGAGUGAAGAAAGGGGCCGACGGUGUAAUGAGGACAAUGGCUCCUGAAAAGCUACUGAAGAGUAUGCCAAUUCUGCAGGGACAGAUUGAUGCACUGCUUGAAUUUGAUGUGCAUCCAAAUGAGCUAACAAAUGGUGUCAUAAAUGCUGCAUUUAUGCUUCUUUUCAAAGAUCUUAUCAAACUUUUUGCUUGCUACAAUGAUGGCGUUAUUAACUUACUUGAAAAGUUUUUUGAAAUGAAGAAAGGACAAUGUAAAGAUGCCCUAGAAAUUUACAAACGAUUUCUAACUAGAAUGACGCGAGUAUCUGAAUUUCUCAAAGUUGCAGAGCAAGUUGGCAUUGAUAAAGGUGACAUUCCUGACCUCACACAGGCUCCCAGCAGUCUUAUGGAGACCCUUGAACAGCAUCUAAAUACAUUAGAAGGAAAGAAACCCGGAAACAAUGAAGGAUCUGGUGCUCCCUCUCCAUUAAGUAAGUCAUCUCCAGUCACAACUGUUACGUCUCCUAAUUCUACACCAGCUAAAACUAUUGAUACAUCCCCACCGGUUGAUUUAUUUGCAACUGCAUCUGCGGCUGUCCCUGUCAGCACUUCUAAACCAUCUAGUGAUCUCCUGGACCUCCAGCCAGACUUUUCUUCUGGAGGGGCGGCAGCAGCCGCAGCACCAGCGCCACCACCACCUUCUGGAGGGGCCACCGCGUGGGGAGACCUUUUGGGAGAGGAUUCUCUGGCUACACUUUCCUCUGUUCCCUCUGAAGCACAAGUUUCAGAUCCCUUUGCACCAGAACCUAGCCCUCCUACUACAGCUUCUGAAACUGCAACUGCUUCAGCCUCUGCCUCAACCACUACAACUGUCACUGCUGUCACUGCUGACGUGGAUCUCUUUGGAGAUGCCUUUGCAGCUUCUCCCGGGGAGGCCCCUGCAGCAUCCGAAGGGGCCGCCGCGCCAGCGACCCCAGCCCCCGUAGCCGCCGCACUUGAUGCAUGCUCAGGAAAUGACCCCUUUGCCCCGUCUGAAGGUAGUGCAGAGGCUGCACCCGAGCUGGACCUCUUUGCAAUGAAGCCACCUGAGACCAGUGUUCCUGUAGUUACCCCUACAGCUAGCACAGCCCCUCCGGUUCCCGCCACUGCUCCUUCUCCUGCUCCCGCUGUCGCAGCUGCCACCGCGGCCACCGCCGCCCCCGCCACCACCUCAGCCACCGCCACCGCCGCUCCUCCUGCUCUAGAUAUCUUUGGUGAUUUGUUUGAGGCCCCUCCGGAAGUCGCCGCGGCGCCUAAGCCGGAUGCUGCUCCUAGCAUAGACCUGUUUGGUACAGACGCUUUCUCCUCUCCACCACAAGGGGCCUCUCCUGUGCCUGAGAGCUCUCUCACUGCUGACCUCUUAUCCGUGGAUGCAUUUGCAGUACCGUCUCCUGCAACCACUGCCUCUCCAGCAAAGGUGGAUUCUUCAGGCGUGAUAGACCUUUUUGGGGAUGCAUUUGGAAGUAGUGCUUCUGAACCCCAACCUGCACCUCAGGCUGCUUCUAGUUCAUCAGCAUCGGCAGACCUACUAGCUGGAUUUGGGGGUUCUUUUAUGGCCCCUUCUCCAUCACCAGUGACUCCAGCUCAGAAUAACCUGCUACAGCCCAACUUUGAGGCAGCUUUUGGAACAACACCUUCAACUUCUAGCAGCAGCUCCUUUGAUCCAUCAGUGUUUGAUGGUCUAGGUGAUCUACUGAUGCCAACCAUGGCACCAGCCGGGCAGCCUGCACCCAUUUCAAUGGUACCCCCCAGUCCAGCUAUGGCAGCAAGCAAAGCCCUUGGGAGUGACCUUGACUCAUCUCUUGCCAGCUUAGUAGGCAAUCUUGGAAUUUCUGGUACCACAUCCAAAAAGGGAGAUCUUCAGUGGAAUGCGGGAGAGAAGAAGUUGACUGGUGGAGCCAACUGGCAGCCGAAAGUAGCCCCCGCCACCUGGUCAGCAGGCGUCCCACCAAGUGCACCUUUGCAAGGAGCUGUACCUCCAGCCAGUUCGGUUCCUCCUGUUGCCGGGGCCCCAUCUGUUGGACAGCCUGGAGCAGCGUUUGGAAUGCCUCCUGCUGGGACGGGCAUGCCCAUGAUGCCUCAGCAGCCCGUCAUGUUUGCACAGCCCAUGAUGAGGCCACCCUUUGGAGCUGCGGCUGUACCUGGCACACAGCUUUCUCCAAGCCCUACACCUGCCACUCAGAGUCCCAAGAAACCUCCAGCAAAGGACCCAUUAGCGGAUCUUAACAUCAAGGAUUUCUUGUAA